Messenger RNA from Sorghum bicolor (sorghum), 779 nucleotides. RefSeq lists its product as uncharacterized. The record is from RefSeq and is a predicted model, not a curated record. Bases 156 to 557 code for a protein of 133 amino acids. Gene Ontology annotation, biological process: maturation of SSU-rRNA from tricistronic rRNA transcript (SSU-rRNA, 5.8S rRNA, LSU-rRNA). Gene Ontology annotation, cellular component: nucleolus; 90S preribosome; preribosome, small subunit precursor. The transcript is spliced from 4 exons. Lineage: Eukaryota; Viridiplantae; Streptophyta; Magnoliopsida; Poales; Poaceae.
AGACGCCGCCGCCGACCUCAUCAUCACAGCCGCCGGCAGCCGGACGCUGUCUCCUCGCCCGCUUGCUUUGUCUUAGCCCAGUUGCCGCCGGCAUCGGGGUUGUGUUCUCUGUAUCGCAAUCCUCUUCCUCUGCUCCGCCACCGCGGCGCGACGACAUGACUGGGUCAUCUAAGAAGCAUGAGCUCAAAUCUAAGAAGACUAUCAGUAAGCAGAAAAAUACACAGAGUCGGCGUCAGAAGAAACUGAAAGCAUAUGAUCUCUCGGCACUGUCAGAGUUCCUCCCAGAACCAGCUGCACUAGAGCAGAAGACUGAAGCAAAGCUGAACUGCAAGUCAAGACAGACAUUAGUGCUACAGGAGGCUGCUCAUCUCAAGGCUGUACUGGACAACCUGCAGUUCCAGCUUGACCCAUUUGCUGUGAUCCAUCAGCAUCUGCUAGCAACACAGCCACCUGCAGCUGCAAAGGGCGAUGCCAUGAGGCAGGGGAAGGACUCCAAGAAAGAGAAAAGGAGGGGGAAGAAGGGCGCAUCAUCAAGCUCUCAAGCAAUGGAUAUCUGAUUGAACAUUCGUUCAGUAGUAACUUGUUCCAGAGGCAACCCUGUUCCAUGAGAGGGAGCUCAUCAGAGUUUCAUAUCAAUGUUUGGCAUACUUUGGGUACCAGUAGAGGUAGUAAUUUUUCUUUUCCUCUUUGGGCGGUCUUUUGGCUGAUGUUUGCUGAAUCAGUGCCAUCAACAGUUAAUAUAUAUGAAGAAAAGAAAUCAAUGUGACGAUUUCUGAGCA